GGGGUGCAAGGGAGGAAGUUGCUGAUGGCUGGACGCCGUCUCCCAGCUCUGUCUCCAGCUGCAGGCAGCUCGCUCACACGGUGCAGUGAUGCAGCAGCACGGGGGUGCAUUGCAUGCACUGGAGAUGCUGCUGUGCCUCGUGCUGGGAGCAGCAGAUAGCGGGCAAGGGACUGGAGAGUGCAGGAACAGGACUGUGCUCACGGGUUCGGAUCUGCAUCUGCUGCUGGAGGAACCACUGCCACCGGAUUGGUCAGCUGUUCAGUGGAAAGUGACACUGGAGGCACAAGCCCGGCAGCGCAUCCUGACGGUUCGGAAGGACAAAAUCUACCACACAAACAGUUCUCUUUCUCAGAGAGCCACUUUCCACUGGGAGCCCCUCUCCCUGCAGAUCAGAGCUGUCACCCAGGCAGACAGCGGCAUCUAUAAUGCAGAGAUUGAAGAGUCGACUGGCUCUGUUUGGACCAAGUGCUUCCAUGUGUCAGUGUGGGAGCCCGUGGGCAGCCCACGCCUGGAGACACUUGUGCUACAGGAGGAACAGGGACGGUGCCACCUCCAGCUGUCCUGCACUGUGCCCGGGGCCACCGCUGUGUCCUACAGCUGGUCCCGAGACAGUGAUCCACUGGGCAACCAGAGUGUGCUGCUGGUGUCCGAGUAUGUCCAGCCUGUGCUCUAUGUCUGCAAUGUGAGCAACCCGGCCAGCUGGAGCACGGCCAGCAUUGACAUGGCCACAGCCUGCACCCAGAAAGGGCUGUUUGGUGCCGUCCCAUGGUGGGCCGUGACCGUGUUGUUGGUGCUGGCUGUCUGCAUUGCUGGCUCCAUCACCUUCUGGUGUUGGAGGAGGAGGGGGAAGGACUACCCUGCAGCGUCAACCAUUGUUGCUCCCUCAGAACACACUGACCCACCUCUGACUGUCUACGAGGAGGUGGGCAGAGUCCGAACUGGUCAAGAGCCUAACAGGAACAGUGAGGCUCAUGCAGUAGGAAACACUAUCUACGCCAUGGUCCACCCCAAAGAACAGAAGCCCAAAAGCCCUCAGAAUCCUGAAAGCUGCACCAUUUACUCCACUGUUCAACACAGGAUGAAGCAGCCCCCUCCUCUAUCCCCAGAUCCACGCUCUGCUUUGCAGUCCCCCUCCUUCAGAAGGAAGAAGUUGGACCCAGUUCUGGUUUCCACUGCCUACAUGGAGGUGACGGCACCUUUGAGACGCGGUUACACCCCAUCGCAGAGAUCAUCCCCAUCUCCCAUGGACCACCACAACUCCUGACCCUCACAGGCACUCGGAUCACCCCCAGCAGCCCGAGGGCUCACUGCGGAUGAGAACAUCCGGACUUGGGUUUUGCAAAAGCCACAACCCUAUCCUGACUGCUGCGGGGGGCUCAGCCCUGCACCCAACGGUCCUUCCUUCCCCCGACGUCCUCCGACGGCACGAGAGGCUCCGGGAGGAGGGGAGGGGAGGAGCGAAAGGGGACUCUGGCUUCAAAAAUCGCACCAAAGGCGAGAUCAAGGCUUUUAUUUGGGAUUAAAAUUAAACGUGUCUCUUUGAUGGGAACUCUCUCCCGA
Molecule: messenger RNA, 1560 nt
Organism: Gallus gallus (chicken)
Lineage: Eukaryota; Metazoa; Chordata; Aves; Galliformes; Phasianidae
Gene: CD244
Product: CD244 molecule
Exons: 9
Coding region: 89-1264 (391 amino acids)
Biological process (GO): natural killer cell activation involved in immune response
Cellular component (GO): external side of plasma membrane
Molecular function (GO): MHC class I protein binding
Source: RefSeq, a predicted model, not a curated record